CAGAAAUGUAUUUAUUUCGAAGUGCAUAGGUUUCGGAGUCCUUUGGAAAAUAUAGGAAAGACCGAAAUCGGUCUAUAGUUCCUCGUAUCAUUCUUAUACCCCUUUUUAAGGAUAACGAUCACUUUAGCAAUCUGAAUUCUUCUUGUAAAAACGCCCGACGAUAAACAAAUAUUAAAAAUAUGAGUCAGGUACUGAGACAAAAUAUCUAGCACAUAUACAAUUGGUCGUAUUAGCGGAGUCCCGUUUUAGCAUGCCAUCAACAUCGCACGAACAGAUAUUCUUAAGGGAACUGAAACAAGUGCGAAACUUCUUCCUCCACACCAGAACUUAAGAACGAAGGAGAGUUUGUCUCAGGCAAAAAUUCCGAAAAAAAUUAUCAUAGGGAGGUCAACCGAGAAUGUAGGCUACCUAAACAGUGGUAGUGGGAUGAGGGACCAGAAAUAUGGCAGAAAAUUAGUUUUUUUUUUUUUUUUAACACAUGCGUGCGCAGGAAAUGUACCACGAGGUUAGGUUGAAUGAACGUUCUCAUUAGUCAAGGGUGGCUCUUUGUCCUAAUAAUCGAAAAAGCAAACAGUAGAAUGUUUUAGUUCGUCUAUUAGAAGGGGAAGGAGCUUUGUGAAAAAUCUUGGUAAUGAUGCAGUAAGGUACAACCAAUAUUGAUAAUCAUCCAAGGCAUACUUUAGCAAAAUGUGUCUAUUUUUACUUUGGGAUAAACCUUUACCUCUCUCUCUCUCUGUCUGCCGUGACAGUAUCGGUUACAAAAAGAAACGAAGUUCUUGUUUGGAAGGAGUAAAACUCGCGUGACGAGUCAUAACACGCUCAUUGUCCGUACAAAUAAUGAAUAAAACGGUGUGUGGAGGAUCCUUAACCACCGGCAAGUUAAGGAAAGAAACUCCAGCAAUUGAGGUGUCCCAACACGCGCGCCCCAGUAUUUACAUCCUCGUAUAGGCGGCGACCUUAAUGCGGCAUCGUUCGGCGAAGCACGACGCCGAGGUAACCCUAUACACCGGAGCGCCGUCCUCAAAUCGGAAGUUAUGCACCAUUAAAUAAACUCGCUUCGCGCCGCAUCCAGGACCUGGUCGCGGCGUUCAUUAAACGCCUGCGUAGGGGAGGGAAGACGAAAGACGCGGUCAAGGCGAAGCUCUUGCUCACUUGCCGCUCGCCCGCUGUCCCCUAGGGAAGAAACCCUUUCCCUGUCCAGCCGUAUAAGCGGCUCCUCCGAUGACAAAACGCACAACCGCCGAAUCGCCCGUAAGGUCUCCUCGCCUUCUUGCCCCUCCCGCCAGCCUCUAGCGCUCAUCGAGAUUCCACAGCGACUCCUAGCCGAAACAAGCGCCGGUCGGCGAAACGAGCUGCGUCCCUCCGUCGGCCAUCCGUUGCGCGGCGCAGCACCACUCGCUGUGCCGAGCCCUCCGAGCUGCGAGAUCUCUCUCCGCCGAGCGGCCGGUGAGCGACCUUGCCGCCUCUAAACCGGGAAACAAAAACUGGUUUCCUUCACCCUCGCCUGCCCUCUCUGGACACCUCUAAUACAUAUUUUCUUUUAUUUAUUUCGCCGUUCUCUGGGAGAACGCCGCCGUGCCGACGGCACUCCCCCAGCUUCAGCUGAUCCUCCUCGCCUGAGCGGUAUCCUCAGCAUCACCAUCGCCGAGUUCCUCGGGCGGCGGCGUCUGCUCCAGAACUCAGUGGCUGCAGCCAACAGGUUACGCGUGGACGACCGCUGGCGAGCAGCGGGAGCAAGCGAGCGGGCAAGAGGCGACGUGCUGUGCGCUGCGUUGUUCUUUCUCCGUGCCAUUGGCUCUGUGAGCCAGGAACGUUUUGUGUGCCGGCGUGGAAAGUGACUUCAGUCAUCGCCCGUGGCCUCUCUCGUAAUCUUUUCCUUUUUGACCGCACCGGUGCUCGCGUCGUCCUCGUCGAAGAGAGUGAGGUUCUCGGAUCGGUGUGGUGACCGCGCGCUGCCAUACAGUGCCGGCCUGCUCCGAAGAUUGGGCGGGCUUCGUUCGGUGGUUGUUGAACCGCUCCAGACCCCGUUGACCUCCCCGCAGGUCCGGGGGCGUGUGCUUCUCUUCUCGGGGCGGCCUGUGCGUUAACCAGAGGCUGCUCCGUACGCCGAAUCACUACCGCCAAGUGUGACAGGUGAUCCGGUCACAAACGGUUUCGAGGAUUCUUGUUUCGUCUUGGGUAUGGAAAGGCGCUGCUGACCGGAAACUACCUCCGUCUCAGUCAUGCCGUGCUGACACGAUGGCGCAGCAGCGCAGAGAUCCUGCUCGAGGAACAACAGUGUCAGUAGACCGCCAAGGCCAGUGGUGAAGACAGUGAGGCACGAAUCGCUUGCCAGACGCCACCGCAGCUCGUUGGAUUCCCACGGAAUCUCACGGUCGCGGCACUCCUUUCAAAGGAGUAACCUCUCGGCCUGCAUCGUCUUACAAAUCGGCGAUCCGCGAUGGCGCUCGGACUCGACUCGGCGGUGCGGUGGCUGUGGGCUGUGGUGGUCGUGUUUACGAUCGCCGCACUCGGGUCGGCUCAGGAGAGCCGCUUCGUCACUGUGCCGUGCGCCAAGCUGUUCACGUCCAUGGCGCCCAUGCUCAAGCCAUGCUCUUGCUACUUCGUCGGGCCUCCUGACAACGGCACGGGAAUAAACUGCGACAGGGUCGCCUUCCAGGGCAACUUCCCGAUGCUCCCGUACCGGCAGCGGAUCCACCGGUUCUCCCAGCGCCACGCGGGCGUCCAGGACCUCGAGGCGCAGCUGUUCACCGCGAGCGGCGUGCCCCUGCGCGUGCUCGACCUGUCGCACAACCGGGUGCGGCGGCUGAGCGAGCGGCUGCUCGAGGGCGUGCACGGCUCGCUGCAGGAGUUGCACCUGGGCUCCAACCUGCUGGGCGACCAGCUGAGCCCCGUGUUCGCCACCAACGAGUUCCGCGCGCUGCGGGAGCUGCGCCUGCUCGACCUGUCCGACAACCGGAUACAGGGCGUCGACUCGGCCGUCUUCAAGGGGCUCGACAAGCUCGAGGUGCUGAACAUCAACGACAAUGACUUCGAAGAAGUACCGGCAUCGAGUCUGGUCGACCUUCCCGCCCUCACAUGGCUCAGUCUCGACGGGAACCGCAUACCCGAGCUCACCAAGGACUCGUUCCCACCUUUGGAGGCGCUGCAGACAUUGAACCUGACCAAAAACAUAAUAUCCCAAAUCGAAGAAGGCGCCUUUACCAACAUCCCCAGAGUACAGGUCCUCUACUUGGGCUCCAACAGAAUCAAGAACCUUCCCGCCACCGCUUUCGACGGGCUGCAGCGUUUGACCACGCUCGAUCUGUCCAACAAUUUUAUGGUCCACAUUCCCACCACGACUCUGCGUCGGUUGCCCGCUCUAAAGAUGCUUACGAUGAGUUCCAACAAGAUUCGUUCGUUCAGCGGAGCGGCGCCGUCCGACCUCAAGGGGCUUGAGUACCUCGACCUGAGCCGCAACGAAAUAUCGCAGAUCGAGCCGGGCAGCUUCGACGGAAUGAAGAGCCUCAGGGCACUGAGGCUUGGCGUCAACCAGAUUCGAAAGGUGGACGUGGCAACCUUCAGAGGUCUGGUGAGCCUCGAGGCCAUCUACCUGGAAGACAACCAGCUUCUAGUCUUUCCCUCUGCACUGCUCGGCUCUCUGCCACGACUUCAGAAGCUUCACCUGGAUUACAAUCGGAUAGCUGUGCUCUCGCCCGGCGUACUCAGCGCUGGUGUCAGCAUUCGAGAGCUGUCGCUUGCGUACAACCUGAUCACAGAGAUUCCCAACGGCACCUUCAGGGACCUACAGUUCCUCGAGACGCUCAAUCUUCGUGGCAACAAAUUGAGUACAAUUUCUUCGGGAAGCUUAGACGGACUGCGGAACUCUCUGAUGGCGUUGGACCUCGGUGACAACGUAAUUGUCUCGGAGGACCUGAAGCUCGAGUUCCCCAACUUACAGUUAUUAAGCCUCGGCAAGAACAAGUUGACCUCCAUACCAGCAAACGCAUUCUCUACUCUCAAGAAGCUCAAGAGAGUGGACUUGAGUAACAACCAGAUUCGCUACCUUCCUGCAGGUCCCUUGGCGGCACUCCGCGAGCUGCAGUUUCUCGAUCUGGCCUACAACAGCUUGACAGACGUGAAGAUAGGGGCGUUGAAUAACCUCGUCGAACUUCAAGAACUUACGCUCAAGAGCAAUUUCAUCAAGGACAUGAACACCAUGGCCUUUCUUAACCUUACGCGUCUGAAGACGUUGGACUUGAGUUACAACAGGUUGAGUGGAAUACGAACUGGCACUUUUGAUCAACUCCCCGCGCUAAGAAGGCUUAAGAUCAACAACAACGUUUUAAACUCUUUCAAAGCUGAGCUUUUCGCUAAAGAAACUUAUAUAGAAGACCUCAACUUAAGCCAUAACCAAAUAGCUUACCUUUACCCCGAUUCUUUUACUAUGCACCCAAGGCUUCGCAAGCUGGACAUCAGUCACAACAAACUGUCUUUUUUUCCGAGCGAAAUAAUUCGUUCUAUUUGGUCUUUGGAAGUUCUCAAACUCGGAUACAACAAACUUCACACGCUUGAAGAUUCGGAUUUUGCUGACUUGCCUAGGCUCAGGCAUUUGGAUCUUGAACAUAACCAAAUAGGUAGCGUAGGUGACAGGGCCUUCCAAAAUUCGACCCAGUUACGCUAUCUUGAGCUUCAGCAUAACCAGAUCUCGCACCUUGGUGAUAGGCUGUUUCAAGGAAUCAGCCAGCUGAACCUUGAUCUCAGCUACAACCACAUGAGCUCGCUUUCUCCCGACGUAUUUAGUCGACUUCGAGACUUUAAGCUAGAAAGCAUCAACCUGGCCCAUAAUGAGUUUAGCACCUUCCCAACUGUAGCUUUGAGAAAACAGUAUUCGUUCUUAGAAAAGGCUAACUUCUCCAACAACCACAUUGAAGACUUCCCUUCGAAUGCAGAUGUUCUCGUAAAUAUCAAAGAGCUCGAUGUGUCGAACAAUCCUCUUACUACAAACGCUCACCACGUUUUACUCGCCGAGCCCAAAAGCGUGCGUUUUCUACACCUGGCGAAUACCGGCAUACGGAGCUUGCCGCUGAUUGAAAGCCCGUUCUUGAGGCUUCUCAACUUGUCCGGAAACAGAAUAUCAGCGCUAUCGCCUAAUAACUUUCAAAAAACUACCCUCCUAGAAGUUCUAGACUUGUCUGGCAACGGAAUACCAAAUCUCAGCAUCGCCACAGCUGGUGCUUGGUCGAAUCUGAGAAAACUGAGAAAAUUAGACCUUUCCGACAAUCCCAUAUCAUAUUUGGUAAACGGAGACCUUCAAGACCUGAAGAACCUUGACGAGUUUAACUUCUCGCGGCUUCCAAGACUAAACCACAUCGAGUGCGAAGCUCUGAAUCCUUUGUCCAGGCUGACUAAGCUAAAUCUAUAUGGGUACGGGAACUUGCAGGCUCUGAAGACUCGAAAGUGCCUAGAGCCUUUCGAAGGCCUUGAGAGCCUCGGCAUAGAAAUUAAGGACAACGUUUUCAAGGAUCAGCUCCAGAAAGUGUACAGCCCUCGCUUGAGUCACCUUUAUGUGACUGGAAAAACCAUAAACGGGCUGUCCUCGAGUGCAUUUGCCGGGAUACGCGGCCGCGAGUUGCGGGUCACCAUUUCCGACACGAGCAUCGCCGACCUGCCGACGACGAUAUUCCUGCCUCUGCCGCUGUCCACUAAACGCUUUGUGAACGUGAACUACAAUCAGAUCAAACGGAUCAAUCCUCAGCUGCUGACUGCACUGUCCAGCAAGCAGGCCUUGUUGAAGAUCGAAGGAAUCCAGCAGAACCCUAUCACGUGUGACUGCAAUCUGAUUCCACUCUGGCGAUGGAUCCAAGAUCACAAGACGACGCGCGAAGACGACGACGAGGGCAACAACGCAGCGCUCAUCGACCUGGCGUGCGCCGAGCCUCACCACCUGAACAAGAUCCUCGUUGUAAACCUGCAGAUGGACGACCUCUUCUGCGACGAUGAAGUCAAUGAGGAGGAGAACGAGGAGAUGUCGGCCACGUCCAGCCGACUCAGUAAGGUAACCACAGCUGGAGGUGUGCCAACGACGCGGACCUCCACCACGCCGAGCAACAACAACAUCGUCCGCAAGACCUCGCCUCCCCAUCGGAAGGAGCCCGACAUCAUCUUCGAGGCGCCAACGACAGCGCGUCCCCGCCAGUCGAGCGGCCAGAGCGUGCUCACCAAGGUGGACACGAUGAUAAUCGGCAUCGUGGCGGGCGUGGUCGCCUUCGUGUGCAUUCUGAUCAUGGUGAUCUGCAUCGUGCGAUUGAGGCGCUCGCGGCCGCACGGCCACUACGCAUCCACUACGGGGCCUAUGCCCAUUGUUAAUGGGCACCCGGCAAAGUGCACGUGCCUCAAGCCGCCGCCUAGCACGUGCACCUGCUUCCCGCCGUACGCGGUGCCCCUCGCGUACCAUCCGGGCUCGAAGAUGAUGGGCCCACCCUCCAUGUACAACACCAUGUCGCGGUCUACGGCCUACUUCGGGACAUACGAGAGCGACGUCGACCACCGGUGAUGGCGCUCCAUUGCGACGACGCUGCUGUGUGUGUUUGUUCGCUGUGAGACUGCGUAAGAACCAAGCCACCAGUGCUUAUUCCGCAUGCGUUUAGCAAAUGAGGCGGAUAACUCACGUUGACGCCGCUAGCUCUUGUGCGUUCUGUGAGACUGCAAGAAAAUCAAGUUUCCGGUGCCUGCUGUGUGUGUGUUUAGCAAAACCGGCGGAGAACUUGCUAUUUGUAGAAACAUCGGAGACCUGCGCGCGUGCAAGACUCUAACGCCAUGUGGAUGUGACUCUAUUACAUGGACCACUAAUAUUUGAUGAAGUGGAAAUAUUCUAUAUGAUAGCAGCGCUUCCUACAGCAGGAACAUGUACGACACGCUUUACAAGCAGCGACGUAUGCAGCGCAGUGGCCUUAUUUUGUAAAGAUUCAUUUAAUUUUCCAAUUUUAAGUCCUUAUUAACCGUCACCACGAGUAGCGGAUUCUGGCGACCAUGCUAAUAACUAAGGAUGAUAACAAUAGAAAAUAACUUGCUCCUUACAACAUACGGCCGCUGAAUAGAGUCACUAUAUACGUGCAUUAUAUUGCCCACGCAGCCUUCGCAAUCGUACACAUUCUGGUCUUCAACUGGACUUGCCACAGCCUUUCAAAGCAAUCCGUUUGCACUCUUUCGUUCUUCAAUGAACGACCAAUGGCGUAAUACUUUCUGUGGCUAUAGUACAACAUGCCGUACAGCACUUUCAUAGAAAACGUAGUUAUGAACACUAUCUGAGAUCAGCGUUCGACACGCCCGAGGUUCUAUCAGGCAUUCGAAAGAAAGUUGGUGGCCUAAGAAUUUGUGCAUCGAAAAGAACGUAUACCAGGUGUUUCAGCGAACACUUUCGAAAACAUUAAAAAUCGCCUGUGGCAGAUAGCACAAUUUUAGAUGAUAAGCUGGUCUACUGGAAGAGGCGGACAUUACU
Molecule: messenger RNA, 7480 nt
Organism: Dermacentor andersoni
Lineage: Eukaryota; Metazoa; Arthropoda; Arachnida; Ixodida; Ixodidae
Cellular component (GO): extracellular matrix
Molecular function (GO): protein binding
Source: RefSeq, a predicted model, not a curated record